AUGAUGAAUAAAGUUUUCAUUAAUCGAUUCUUUCAGAUAAAAUCGUUGGAAAAAUUUGGUUUGCUUGAAAUAUUUGGCAUUAGUAGAUUUUGUUUAGUGACAUUGACAUUAUAUAUUAAAUACAUACUAUGCAUAAUUUUGAAAAACGAUAUAAAAUUUGCCUUUAACUCAAUAUCCAAUGAUUGGGAAACAUUUGCUCAUGAGAAAGAGUUAGAAAUAUUGGAAGAUUACGCCAAAAAACAAAAGCGAAUAAUUCCAUUACUUUCACUAUUAUUUCAAAUAAGCGUGGUUCUUUACGUUACAAUACCAAUAUCUCCAAUCUUUGUGGAUAUCAUCAUACCCCUGAAUAAGUCUCGACAUGUCUCAAUAGACUUGGCACGAUCAUAUAAUGCAGAGAAGGACGAACAUUUUUACCUAAUUGUCAUAUACUACUUUUGUUUUCUGGAGAAUAAUAUAAUUUCAAUAUUACCAGUUGAGUUUACGCACCUUCUCCUGGCAUACCAUUAUUGCGCAUUAUUUGGGAUAAUAAGUUAUCGCAUACAAAGAGCAAUUGAUAAUGAUUCGGAAAAAAAUAUUGCGAAUGUUGAAAUUGAUCGAACUUACAGGAAAAUUUGCGAUGCAAUGGAAACUUAUACACGUAUCGACGUGUGCAAUGUCCUAUUGAAAAAGUUGUCGAUAAUGAAUUGCAUCAUCAAUCUGAUAAUCGCAUUUUCUUUAGCCACUUAUAUGAUAUUAUUUACUACUGCUUAUUUGGAUGACACGACAAACGCAUUUUCAUAUGGUUAUAGUAUUUUGGUACAUUUAUUUUAUGCGUUUAUACAUAACUAUAUCGGUCAAAUCAUCAUGGAUUAUUCAUUGCAUCCAUUCUAUGAAUUGUAUGAUACAAAAUGGUAUAGACAACCGCUCAAAAUACAAAAAUUCGUACUUCAAGGAUUAUUAAGAACUUCGAAACAAUACGUUCAGGGUAUUGGUAGUUUCUAUAUCAUGUCUAUGAGAGGUUUUUUUUCGGUAAGAAAUUAGUUAUGAUAAUUAACUGGUUAUGAUAAUUAUGAUAUCAAUUGGUCAAGCUUUAUCAAAUUUU
Molecule: messenger RNA, 1081 nt
Organism: Apis florea (little honeybee)
Lineage: Eukaryota; Metazoa; Arthropoda; Insecta; Hymenoptera; Apidae
Biological process (GO): sensory perception of smell; detection of chemical stimulus involved in sensory perception of smell
Cellular component (GO): plasma membrane
Molecular function (GO): odorant binding; olfactory receptor activity
Source: RefSeq, a predicted model, not a curated record